Molecule: messenger RNA, 13490 nt
Organism: Chelonia mydas (Green sea turtle)
Lineage: Eukaryota; Metazoa; Chordata; Testudines; Cheloniidae
Gene: PTH1R
Product: parathyroid hormone 1 receptor
Exons: 13
Coding region: 2119-3726 (535 amino acids)
Biological process (GO): intracellular calcium ion homeostasis; adenylate cyclase-activating G protein-coupled receptor signaling pathway; cell surface receptor signaling pathway
Cellular component (GO): plasma membrane
Molecular function (GO): G protein-coupled peptide receptor activity; peptide hormone binding; parathyroid hormone receptor activity
Source: RefSeq, a predicted model, not a curated record
UCACAUGGUGGCUGCCACUAGCCAAUGGGAUCCUGCCCAUGCUGGUUCUUAUACCUGCCUCUUUGCUCCAAAACCACACACAUUCCCUGAGAUCUACUCAGGCGGGCACAGAGGGGGAGCAGAGAGAGGAAGAGUUUGCAUCAAGAGCAGGAUUAUGUCUCUCUCUCUCACAUACACAGGAAGCCCUGCUCUACCUUUGCAGGGAAAGAGACCCUUUUCAUAAACGAGCUGAAGGCACCCAUUCACAGCCACGGGGAGCUAUAUAUACCUAGACGGGCAGAGCAACCCUAGAGAUUUUUCCCUCUCCAAAAAAUAAAAGAGAAACGCACACAGCUCCACUCUGCGAAAAUCUGAGGCUUUCCCCUCCUGCUCUCCAAAGAUCUAGACCGCUAUUUUCUUGCAACUAUCACCCCUUUCAAAAAAAAAAAACCAAAAACAAAAAUCACCACCCCUGGCAGAAGCCUGCUGCUUCUGCAAAAAUAAAAUAAAACCCAUCAAAUGAUUUGAUUCUCCAAGUUAAAAAUAUAUCUAUCUCCAGCAACAAAAUUAAAUCGGGGGGCAUUAUUUCGUUAUUAUUUAACUCACCCCCCCUCCUCAAAAAAAACCCACCCCCAGUAUAAAAGAAGAGCUGCUCCGCUCUCUGUCCUAGACUCCUAACCAAACCUCGAGCCUUUGCUCAGGGGAAGACGGUGCCUUUUCUUGCAGCUUUAUGAAUGAAACUGACAGACAGCUCGGAGUCACGUUCCUGCAGUGAAACUAACAAGCUGGUAAAUUUCAUCGGUGCGGGUUGGUUGGGGGGAGGAUUUUAGUACAGUGCGGGGGGGGGGGGGUGGAAAAAAAGAAAGUUCUGAUCUCCCGAUUGUCUUGUCUUGUGUGUGAGUGUGUGUUGGUUGAAGCGGCAGGGUCGGUGUGUUUUGAAGGCAACAGUACAAACGUAGUCUACCCUGGGAAGCUGGUCGAUUCUCCCCGGUGAAAAGUGUACGGCCCUUCUCCUUUUCCUUUUUUUAAAUCCCCUCUUGUCUGGGUGGAAGUAAACAGACCGUCCGCAUGUUCAUUUCCUAAGUGAGCCUAAAGCAACAGCAGCGGCAGCAAGCGGGAGAGAGAAAAGCAGCAACUUUGACUUUACUGGGCUGGGGUGAUUUGAUUCUUGGUUGAGGACAGGGCAAGAAGCGUGUGCGUGUGUGUGUGCAAAUGGAAAAGCGCAGAUUUUGGAAAAUGUCAUGGAGUAAGUGAAAAGAGUUUUUACUGCAACAUUCUAAAAUAAACUAUUUAAGAGGGGGGGAAAAGAGCAGCUCUUCAGCCCAUACCCAAUUGGCUUUUUGAAACUGCAGAUCCUUUGAGACAGACAGUGAGAGAGAGAGAGGCAAAAAAAAACCCCGUAUUUGUAACGAAAACACAUUGCAUCCAGGGAAGGUUGACAGAAUAAACCUCUUGUGGAGCUGAGCUGCCCUGAAAUAUACAAGCAAAAAUACCCAGCAGCACUCCUGUUUGCCUAAACGUAAUUGCUAAGUGAAAAUAUUUCCAACUUUAAAAAAAAAAAAUUGUGACUUUCUGAUUUGUUUGCUUGCUUAAAAAAAGCUUUUUUUUUCAAACCCCCCCCCCCACCUAAAAGAUAAAAUUACUAGAUCUAAAAAUAAAGCAGUGGUUAAAAGCUCCCCCCACCCCUUCCCACUUCUCUCUCUCUCUUGCUGUGUGUUUGCCUUUGACAAAGAAAUUAUUUGAACUUCCCUCUGCCUCAUAAAAAGGAAGCAGAAUAGCAGUUUUGACAUAUGGAUGUGAUUUUUCUGCUCUGAGACAGAUGCACACACAAAACAAACAGCACCAGGAACUGCUGCUCUGACUGAACUGGGUGUUGGUGCUCCCUUCACAUGGACUUUUUCCCUACAUUUCUGAAACUGCAGAGAUUUCCAGCCAUGAGAAAGCGAAGCAAAGGACUGGGGUUUCUUGUCAUGUGCCUCUCUGGCUAAAACUGUGGAAACAAACAAGCAAAUAAAAAAAAAACCUGGGAAGUCAAGAAAAAGAAAAGAAAAAAAAUCAUCUACGACUGGAUCACUGGAAGAUCCUUCGUCCUUCUUACUUCCCUUAGAGAUCGUGGAUGCUGCAAUAAGUCUCUUGGAUAUGGGAUCAUAUUUGGUUUAUCACAGCCUGGGUUUGAUCCUCUGCUGCUCGGUGUUGAGUUCUGUCUAUGCUCUGGUGGAUGCUGACGAUGUCAUCACCAAAGAGGAGCAGAUCUUCCUGCUGGUAAAAGCCAAGUCCAAGUGCGAGCGCCACCUGAAAGUCAAGGUGCACGAUGGUUUCUGUCUGCCCGAGUGGGACGGCAUUGUCUGCUGGCCCGAAGGCAUGCCGGGCAAAGUGGUGGCCAUGCCGUGUCCUGAGUACAUCUAUGACUUCAAUCACAAAGGCCACGCCUAUCGGCGGUGUGACGUGAAUGGGAGCUGGGAGCUGGUGCCAGGCAACAACCGCACCUGGGCGAAUUACAGUGAAUGCGCCAAGUUCCUCACCAAUGAAACCAGGGAGACGGAGGUCUUUUAUCGCCUCUAUUUGAUUUAUACUGUUGGAUACUCCAUCUCUCUGGGAUCCCUGACAGUUGCUGUCCUUAUCCUGGGAUACUUCAGGCGUUUACACUGCACAAGGAACUACAUCCACAUGCACCUGUUUGUCUCCUUCAUGCUGAGAGCAGUCAGCAUCUUUGUGAAGGACGCAGUCCUGUACUCCGGGUCAGCUCUGGAGGAGGUGGAGCAUCUGUCUGAAGAAGAUCUCAUGUCCAUCACCGAGGCCCCCCCGGCGGAUAAGUCGCAGUUUAUGGGCUGUAAGGUAGUCGUCACCUUCUUCCUCUACUUCCUGGCGACCAAUUACUACUGGAUCCUGGUGGAAGGGCUCUAUCUCCACAGCCUCAUCUUCAUGGCCUUUUUCUCUGAGAAGAAGUAUCUUUGGGGCUUCACGCUGUUUGGCUGGGGACUCCCUGCUGUAAUUGUCACAGUGUGGGCCAGUGUGAGGGCCAAUCUAGCGGACACAGAGUGUUGGGACUUGAGUGCCAGCAAUUUACAAUGGAUUUUUCAGGUGCCCCUCCUGGUAGCUAUUGUGGUAAAUUUUAUUCUUUUUAUCAAUAUUAUCCGAGUCCUAGCAACCAAGCUACGGGAGACAAACGCAGGGAGGUGUGAUACGAGACAACAGUACAGGAAGCUGCUGAAAUCUACCCUUGUCCUUAUGCCUCUGUUUGGAGUUCACUAUAUAGUUUUCAUGGCUUUGCCAUAUACAGAGGUGUCAGGGAUUCUUUGGCAAGUUCAAAUGCACUAUGAAAUGCUGUUCAACUCUUUCCAGGGAUUCUUGGUUGCCAUCAUAUACUGUUUUUGCAAUGGAGAGGUUCAAGCCGAAAUAAAGAAGUCAUGGAGCAGGUGGACUUUAGCCCUUGACUUUAAAAGGAAAGCACGAAGUGGGAGCACGACAUAUAGUUAUGGACCCAUGGUCUCCCAUACCAGCAUAACUAAUGUAACCACCAGAGGGGCACUUGCCCUACAUCUCAAUACGAGACUUGUUCCUGGUGCCCUCAACGGACACCGAAAUUUGCCAGGCUAUGUCAAAAAUGGCUCAAUUUCCGAAAACUCCAUGCCUUCUUCUGGGCCAGAGCAGUACAACAAAGAAGAGGAGUACCUGAAUGGCUCUGGACUUUAUGAUGGAGACAGACCCACGGUACUUGUUGAAGAAGAAAGAGAGACAGUGAUGUAAAGGAAGAAGAAGAAGAAGAAGAAGAAGACGACAUCUCCCAGAGAGCAUUUAGAGGGCAAAAGAAUGCCAGGCCACAAAUCAGAUGCCAAGGGUUUUCAUACAGUUUCUCUGUUCUGUGGAACAAGAGGUCAAGUUAUAUGGGAAAAGUGGACCACAGAUGUGGCCAGCUGUUGAUCACACACAUUUACGUAGUGGUCUAGUCUCCAAGGUGUGAAUGAAGGCACUCUUCUCCAGACCCGCGGUCCUUGUGACCUGUUGAACAACGGGGAUAUUCAGAGUUUACAAGGGGAUGUACAAAUGGUACUCUGUAGUUUCGCCUCUCGGAGAGUGUCCACAGCACAAAGAUCCAGGGAAUUCAACCAAGUGAAAUGAGACGGUCUGGUGAGGAAUGUGACAUGCCAUUUUCUUUCAGUGGUUCAAGCUGCCCCGGGGUGUUGCCAUCACUGCUUGGUUGGGUUUGGUUUUCUCAUUCAUUUUGAAGAAAUCUAGCCACCCUCCAAUCACCCACACCAGACUGGCCGUGUCCCACUGGCCAUGUCUGACAGUUCAAGAACACAGCAUGGACAGCUCUGUUGUUUGAUGGUUUUGCCCCUUCGUUAUAAAACCCAACCCCCCUGGGGUUAUUGUGUGCAAGUUCCCUCCCGGAGCGGUCUUAUUUCUGAUUCCUUGAUGAUGCAGCAUGCUUUUGUGGUAAAUGACUCACAGCUACUGGAUGCGAGUGCAUAACGGGCUUCCCGUGCUCCUACCCAGAGCCCAAGUAACAAGAGAGAAGCCAGUACAAUCCUAGGAUUAAAAUGCAAGUAUCAGAAUGUAAUGUAUUAGCUUGUCCAAUCUUAGAAAAAAGCCCAUUCUGUCGGCUUCUAAGUGGGUAGAGAUGGAAAGAAAAGUUUGUGGCUGCCUUGGUGUGUGUGCGUGCAUGCGUAAAGCCAACUCAAACCUUUUCUUUCUUUCUUUUCUUUUUGGAAUUUCAGGAAAAUUGACUUUUUUAAAAAAAUCUUUAAAUUAUUUUUUGUUCUCACCUCUGCAUUUCCUACUUCCUGUUGGGUCUGGACAGGCCAACCUAUCCUGAGAGGGACUGUUGUAGCAGUAUUCCCAUCUCAGCCAGGAGCAGGAAGGAGCUGGAGUUGGACAAGACCGCCUGUUCUCAUGAGAUGCGCAGGCCAGUUUUGCAGAGCUAAGGCAUUUGGAUACUUUGGAAUUCCAGACUUCUGGAUGCAUUGCCGAACUUGCCAGAGUUUUUGUGGUUUGACCAUCUAGAACACACACACAUACGGUGGGCCAGAUCCUCAGCUGGUGGAAAUGGUUGUACGGUUGUAGCUCCUCUGAGGUCGUUGAAACUACCUAUUGAGACCGAGGGUCCGGACAUCACAGUGAUUGGCCAAAAAGGGAAAACUGUAAAAUAGAGUCUGCAUGAAUGGCAGAAAGAGGGAUCAGGGAAAUAUUUUCACAAUCUACCGUUUCCCUUGCUGGUGGAUUCUGUUGAUGUCCUGCUGUCACCAUGGAAGUAGGUGGUGGUCAUGUUCCACCACACGUGGUACUUUUAUCUGACUUACCUGCCAAGCAGAAGUCAAGUGGUAAAAUCCAGGGGCUAGACCUUUGGCUGCUGAAAAUUGGCAUAGCUUCCUUCAAGCCAUUUCACACCAGCUGAGCUUAUUGCCUUGUGUCUCUGUAGAUGCCAUGAUUUAGAGCCAUGAGGUGAUAAUGACAGCUGCCAUUCCAGUGUGUGCAUCCUCAGAGUCUCUCAGGGGGAAAUAUGGCUGAGGCAGGCUAAAUUCCUUCUUGGGCUCCCAGUGCCCCCAGGUGAGCUGUGGUUUCUCAAGCCUUGAUCCAGCCCAUAAUAGUACAUUUUGGAAGUGCUUCCAGUACGUGAAUCCUGUUGGCCCCAUAUAGGAAUCAUCUGGCUGCAGUCAAAACAUAGUCAGAAAGAGGUGUCAUGGCUGGGUGCAAUGAUCCUAUGGGGACCCAAGGGUGCACCUAUCGGAUAAUCAACUCUCUGUCCCGCUCUUUCAGAGCUGAGCUGGUGAAGCCCGCUGACUGGUGGCUCAGAGACGUAUCCAUGCCAUCAGAGAUGGACUAAUGAAUCCGCUGCUCCUCUCAGGGCUUAAGACCUUCAUUCCCAAAGCUCCUGUCUUGAUGGAGUCUGUUGGGGGCCCUGAGAAGAGCAGCUGGUACCUUGACUCGACCUCAAGUGUCCUGCACCUGCCUUUGUACCACCUCUCAGGUUAAGACAUGAUCCAAAGCCCAACCAAGCCCAUGGAAAGACUCCCAUUGCCUUUGCUGGGCUUCAGAUCGGAACCUGGGAUGUGGACUGUGGUGACCAAGAGGGCGCCCCCCGUAGGGCUCUGAAGGAACUGUACUCCCCAUUUCAGGUAUAAAUGUUGGAAGGUGACAAUAUUUAUUUUUGAUGUUUGUUUUUGUUUUGUGUGGUUAGAAUAAGUCCAAAUAUUCUUAGCAAUUUACCACCAAAUGGCAGCUAUUGAAAUGUCAGGUCUCCAAAGGGUGAAUCGGUUUGGUUGUGGGGUUUGUUUUUUUUUAUAAUACUAUGCAGAAAUUAAGUAAUCUUGCGAGGAAAAACGGAUGGACUGAGUGAAAGUCUGGCAUUGAGAGCAAGCCAGCAUUGCAUAAAUCUGGGUCAGUCUGAAGCGCUCACUGCUUGCAUCUUAGCCAUAUAUGCUGGCAUAUCCUCUGGAGGAAGCGGAAGUUAUUGCCAGUCAGCUGUCAGCAUGUGUACACUUGAGUUAUUUAGCAUCCCAUUGAGUCGAGCUGCCAACGUGUAAUCCCAAUUCAAGAGAGAGAUGCAUUAAGUAUGCUGGCUCUGGCUUGCCAACCCUUGCAUGGACCCUUUCAAUCUGCCCCCCUCCAAUCCCCAAUGGACAUGUGUUGUGCUUAAAACCUACCAAGUGGACGCUUGACCCUUGUGACUGUAUCACUCAAAGAAAGAAAUUACUUAGCAACGUUUCCUUACUGGUGAUUCAUGAUUUACUCGUGUUUGCUGAAGACAGCUCGAGAUUAAUAACGUGUUUGGAAAUCAUUUCGCAAAGUUCAAGUAAUUAACGAAAGCUAUGAAAUUAAUUUAUUUGUAAAGACAACGUGUAUAAUAAAUAAACGUAAAAUUGUCACUGGAUUUAAUGACCAGAACCUGCUGUCAGUUGCUAAACAUGACCAAAAAUUACAUGGAGAUGGGGAGGGAAAUCUAUUCUUAAUCAUUUCCAACACAAAUUGUAUGUAAUGAUAGGUAAUUUUUUUCCUUUGAGUGUUCAUAUGCAUGAACAGAAUUGCAUGUAAGAAUUAAGAACAUAAAAAAUGGAAUUUCUCUGGUUUUAAAGCAAAUCAUACUGUAUUGUUGUUGAAUCCUAUUCAAAUCCUACCUGUGCUGAAAGCAAGAGUUGCAGAGAACUGAGGGUGGAGUCUUUAGGGCCUGAUACAAUGAUGAAUGAAGUCAGUGGGAGGUGUGCUUUGGAUGGAGCCUAUAGUAUCUUGCAAAGGGGAAGAGGGGAAGGAGCCUCCAAAAUUAAGCAUUGUGAUUCACUUUGGAGAUAUCAUGGUUGGAUUAUUGGCCAAAUUAAUCUGCAGUGAGGGUCUGAAUUUGAGUCCAUACAAACUGGGUUGAUAAUCGGGUGAAAAGGCUUGUUCUUCUCUGGCGUUUCUGGUGACCACCACUAGCACUGCAACAAUAUUCUUCCUUGUGCCAUCACCAUCUCUAGUUCGGGUCAAAUAGUGGAUGCAAGGGGGGAAAUACUUAAGGGCUUCAGAACCACGAAAAGAAAAAUAAGCUUUUUCUAGAGUUCAAUUCUAGGACGGUUCCAAGGGGGGGACAGUUGUCCUCCUUUUUAUCUGAGCCAGCUUGCACUCGUCCCUGAUGUCUGUUCUGUGAUGUCUUAUUUGUCGGCUUAACCGUGUUGAAAAAUGAUCUGCAGCAUUGAGCCCCUUCAGGGUUCUCUUCAAUCUCAUGUCCAAAAGCUUUGCUCUUGUUUCCACUUGGCUCCCUACUCCCUUCCCUCCCAUCAACAGCCAUGCAAUCUGAGCUCUUCACGGUUUAAUCUACCUCCUCUCUGAAAUACACAGAGAUGUUGCUCUUCCCCUUCCUCGUGAUUCUUGAAAGGCAGAAGGUGUGUUCUAUGUGGGUAAUCUCCUAUCGUCUCUGCUCUGCGUGCGUGUGUUUGUAGACCCCCUAUAAACUUGUUUCAUCUUUGUUCCUGAGAGAUGGUGUCUUUUUUCCCUAUUCCUCCACUUUGUCUCAUCUCGUCUUCCUGGAGUUCUUACUUUUUUAGAGCCAGAUCUUGUAGUCCUUACACAGUCCAUUCUUAGGGCAGUUUUUGAUAGCGUUGAUGGAAAUCAGAAUUUCAAAAUCAGAAUUUCAAAAAUUCCAUUCUUGGGGCAGUUUUUGAUAGCGUUGAUGGAAAUCAGAAUUUCAAAAUCAGAAUUUCAAAAAUUCCAUUCUUGGGGCAGUUUUUGAUAGCGUUGAUGGAAAUCAGAAUUUCAAAACAGUUUUCAAUUUAAAAAAGUAUCGGGGGAAAAAAUGUGAUGAAAUGUUUGUAAAAAUGCAUUCUCUUGUUUUUUGCCGAGAGAUGACUGAAAUCAUUUAAAAUUUGGAAAUUUCAAAAAUUAAGGGGAAAAAAUGUCUUUGUGGGUUCUUUUAACCAGCUGUAACUUCUGAUACCUUUACUCAGUGACACCAAGAAUGAGUCCGUGGCUUCAACCAAUACUACUCAACGAGAGUAAAUGGGUCGUUCUGGCCCUUCCUCAGCCAAAACUCCUGUUCCGAACAAUGGAAGUUUCUCCUGAGAAAGCCAUGUGUGAAAAAAGAACAAGCACUGUAUGAGUCAGCCCGUAGAGCGUAUGUUGGAGUAAUACGUGAAGCUGCCCUGUGCCCAGCUCUGCCCCCUACUGGCUGGAGUGUUCAUGAGUUUCACAUCUGGUUGUGCCUGUAGCUCGUUGAGCAGAAGCCCGUGCUUUGGAACGAAAGCGUGUGAGCUGAAUGCCCGGUGCUACAGUUUAGCUCAUGACCUCGGUGUUUCAUGUGUGUUGCAGUCAUGGAGUCUGGAGGUUCUUGCACAGUUCAGUGCACUUAACUCUGGGCUGCCUCUUUUUGUCCAUCUGGAUAAAUCAAGGUUUUUCCCUCCAUCAAGUUGCUGUCUCUAGUGCAUUAUGUGAAGACCAUGUUUCCAUUCACCUGGCAUCUCUUUCAGGGUGGGCUGAUGAUGCCCGAUGAACUGAAAGUAGAUGCCAGGAAGCAUUAGGAAGGAGAGUAUAUAAAUUAUUUGGAGCCUGAUUCUCCAUUGUCCUGUACUUUGUGUCGUCUUUGAUGCCAGUGCUCAGUUAGGGUAAAUGAGAAUAAGGCGUCAGAAGUACAUAACUCUGACAACUGAGGGGGAUGUCCUCCUCAGGCAAGGGAAUAAAGCCAAAAGGGGUUAAGCAAAAUUAAAAUGAUUAAUUAUAAUCUUCACUGAACUGCCGAUUCUCUAAGCAAACACAGAGCCAAAUCCAUCUCUUCCCCAUCUCCUCUUCUGAGUCUUGGCCUGUCUGAGCUCUGAUGGAAGCAAAUGACAAUCGGAGCAGUCUCUUCCAAUUUAAACCACUCUGCGGGGAGCCAGAAGGCUUCAGUGUCUAUCUCUUGGAUAUCUAAUCCUCUGUAAGUGGGGGUAACAUGCUGCCAUCUGCAACUUGUAAUUGCCUGGCAGGUGGGUAAAACAUUUUGUAGGAUGUUGGCUUAGGUCUUCACCAUGCCAGCUCUAUCUAACUACACCCUCUGGGUGAGAGAUUGUAUUGCGCCCAGUGGUGUGUCUUGGAGACUAGACAUUCCUAGAUGAGACCUGUGCUGGAACCGUAUUGCCAUUUGACUUUUUAAUUUUGCUGUUAUUUCUGAGGGGUUGCCAUGUUGUAGCGAGUGAGUGAAGGACCCACACAAAAUCCGCAUCAAGCUACUGAGCUUGUAAAGCUUUUACUACAUCUCUCCACACCGAGUGGGGUUUGUAGCCUAUUCUUCUAGGGUGUCUUGAAAUGAGAAAUGUAGUAAAUUGCCAAGGAGCUGAGUCUGCAAAAGACCCUCUAAAUAAUGUCCUGUAGGAAUGGCCAUGGCCUUUUGGUUUGCCUGGAAAACAUGAUGGUUCAUAAACUGCAUGAAUAAAAGGAAAGAACACGUCUAUCCCUAUUCAGUGAUCUGGACUGUGUGGCAGCUUUUAUAUUGUUGUGAAAUUAAAAGGUUGGCCCUAUUGGACAGCAAAUAUGGUUGGCCUGAAAGAACAUCCUGUUUCCAAAACAGCAAAUUCUGCCAUCUUUAUAAAAGUUCACUGGCCUAUCACCAUGCCAUGAAACCCAUCUUCUGACCUCCCUCAACAUCAAAACUAGAGCUUUGGCUAGUGGGCGGAGCUGUUAGUUGAGGCUGCAGCAGAAAAGGAAAUCAUGGCUGAGUUGCUAUAAACCCAUGUGACAGAACAAGAGAGACUAAAACGUAGCUCAUCUGCACCAAUUCAUAAAAUCCUGGUGAAAGACACACAAGCCUGGCUUUGACGUGGGCUUCAUUGACAAGAGAGAAGUAGCUUAGGGUUGCCUUCUUAUCUUUUCCCUUAAUGGACGUUUGUCUAAAACGUCUGAGAGGCAAGUCUGGUCUUUAUGGCCCAUUUGAUCCUUGGUGUCUCCAUUGGAAAUGCCAAAAAGGCCAGUUUGGAUGGAGACACUUGUCCAUUAAAAUUUGACUAGGACCCACCCAACUCCAUUUCACAGGAACAACUUGUGGGCUCAAAGCAGCUCAUAAGAAUUUCUGUCUCAAUUUGAUUAGAAACAACAACCUCAAGACAAAAGUCUGAGUCACAGACAUUGGUAAUGGGUUGCAAUUGACCCCUCACCCCCAAAUGAAUUAACUUUACAACUAUCUAUUAAAAGCCAAUGAUAUCAAAGGGGUCUCCCGAUCAGGUGGCCUUGUUUAGAAAAUACUGCUAAAUACCUUCACUAACUAACUAAAUCCCUUCUCUGGAUGGAUGGAUGGAUGGAUGGAUGGAGGUUCAUCUGGCUGAGAAUUUUAGAGGUUAGUUUUUCAUGCAAUAAUAUUUUUUAUCUGGACUCAGAUUCAUGCUUUGGCUAGAAGCCCAUUCUACAGCUUUAAUACAAAGCCAAUUCAGAGUAUCUGAAAGGAGCCAUAAUGGGCUUAAUUCAGCAUGGCAGUAUUCCAGUUUCCCAAUGAUUUCUGUGGCAUUACAUCAGUGAAAAACUGAAGUACCGCAGUGCCAAAUUGGUCUCUUGCUUUUGGAAGGGUGGAUUUAUUAGGCAAAUACUGUUCUCAGGAACAGAUAGUAAUUAAACAUUUAUUUUCACUGAGCCAGGCUGAUAAGUAAUUAUGUAUUUAUUUCACCGGGUUACUUUCAGUGUCAUUAUUAUUCUAAUUUCUGCAUGAUGCCUGGCUGUCCGAUCUUUCUUGAGCAGAAGGGAGUUCUCGACAGUAGAUGGAAUAGAAGUAAUACAUUGAGACAACUGGCCAUUCAUAAUUGGUCGCCAGGGCCAGUUAGAAAAAGGGCCUGUCUCUGAUUUUUCAGCCACUGCUGUACGCCAGGAGUAACUCCACUGAAGUCAUUGAAUUAUACCAUGUAAAAGAGAUCAGAGUCAAGCCUUCUGUUGGAGGCUCAUAGAGAAUUCUGUUUCAUGCUGCUAAUCCAAUGCCUUUAUUCCUACCUAUGAACAUUCUCUGCAAAUAAUUAGGGAUUGGCCUAGCCACUUUAAGAUUUCUACUUACUACAGCUAUAGGUGGGACCCCUUGCUCUGUGAUAACUGGAUCAGCUGAUGUUUGGGGUGGGUUGUUUUUUUUUAAGAAGAAGAAACAGUGCUAGCCUCUGGAGGUUAAGCUCUUGCAUUUGUAUUGGAGCCAAAGCCAGUGCUUCUAAGAACAUAGUGGAACAAAUUUAGCCCCAAUUAACCGUGCAAUCCCGUUUAAUGCGGUCGCAUGAGGUUAGACAUCAGCUUCGAAUCUGGCUCUAGCUUGAGGAAACAUGAGCAAGUGAAAAUGCUGCAGUGAAUAAAGUUUAAACAAGAGUCCACUUCAAUGAAUAGCAUCAGGGACCAGAGAGGAAUAUAAUUCUGGCACCAGUUCUGGAGAACAUACCAACACGACACUUCUGCAAGGGCCUAACUCUACGCACAUGUUUAAAUGCUGUUCUGAAUAGAGAUGGACGUGAGCACAUGAGUGACUUCUGUUCUGAACAGAGGCCUCACUCCAAGAUCAAAUGGCUUCUUUGGCAAUAUCUGUUCUUCUUUCUCUCUCCCUUCCCCCGCAAACGCAGAGAUCACUUUUUUCAACCUUCCUUUCUGUCCUCCAGCACAGAUAAGAAAGAUGUCCUCUGCAGCGGUCUGAGCACAAAGAGAGAAAUCCAGGAAUUAGGGGUUCUUGUUCUCCUAUUUAACCCCCCUCUGAGCUCUGGUGACUGCUUACCCCUCCACCUCUCUGGGACUGCGUGACGGUCAAUAAUUUAAGGCCAGAUUCUCAACUGGUAGCUCUCAGCAUAGUUCCAUUGAAGUCAAUUUCAAAUGAACUCCUGGCCCCACUGAAUUCAAUGGCGAGGCUCCCAUUGACUUCAGUGAGGCGGGAUGUCACGCUUUUGUUUUUGAAGAGGUAAAAGGCUCAGUAUCAUUAUUCCAAUGAACAAUCUCCCCUAACCUCCCCUGCUUUGGAAAAAUAAUUAACACAAGCUUUGAAGUAGCCCAGAAAGCAGAGCGGGAGGGCAAGUGUUGACUAUAGUACAGCCUCGUUUGUCUGAAAUGGGGUUUCAGAGACAGAACUUCGGAGAGGUCAGAUCUCUAGUUGCGGCAAUCAGGGGCAAUUAGUAGACAGGUGAUUCUGGAUAAGGGGGGCCAUCCGGAUGGGAGAGUGUUUGGGAAGAAAGUGGGUUGAAUACAUGGUUUUGUUCCUGUCCAUUGGUUUCCUGUAGAAGUGGGCCCACCUCCUCUGAAACGAAGACAGUGACCAUCCGUACCAAACGAGCAAUGUUUCAGGUCACGGGGUGUGUGGAAUGGGGAGCUAGGGGGGUGUGGUAAGAUACAUGUCAUUCGGUGGCUUAGUUCCCCCAGUGAGGGUCCUAAUAAAGGGAAAGAAUAGCACCAUAGGCCAAAUCUGCAACUGGUAUAAAUCAGCCUGGCCCCACUGACUUGGGGCUUGCCAGUUUAUGCCAGUUGAGGAUUUGGGUCCAUAUACAUGUGCACACACAAGAAGCUACAGCAGGAAUGCAGAUGCCAUGGCAGAUUGCCCUAGCCCCAGUCUACAGAAGCACCAGGCCACUUGCUUGUCUUUCUGGUGAGCUAAGCGAAACGGACGGGAGGUUAUUUACCUGCUGCUAAAACCCAUUGGUACUUCUCAGCAACUCCAUGCUAAGCCAACAGUGGAGGGUGGCCAUCGGCGACCUGAUAUGGGCACUAGAGAGGAUCCUGACUCCCAUAAGCCUGCAAUGUCCUCCUCUCCAAAUGCUGGCUCCUUUUUCUGAUUGGAGCAGGAGGGAAAGGGGCGGACAUUGACCAAGGAGCUCUUGCAUUGUGUGUUGUUUUUUAGAUCACAUUUCACAUAAAAGGGGCAGGGGAAAUAUAAAGGACAAAACUGUGAUUUAUUUCUAUGUACUAUUGAGACACUGCAUUGUGAUGUCUUCAAUAAUGCAUAUGGUUUACAUUCCUCCACCUUUACUUUUCUGUAUGGACCAAAAUAAUGACAGGAAAAUGAAAAAAACCACAGGUGUAUGUAAAAAAAAAAGGGAAUUAAAAUAAAAAGAAAUCUUUAUUGAUUUUGUGAA